AAAAAGAAAGAGAAAAAAAAACAGUGUUUGUGAAUUAUACUUAUUGAUUUGUUUCAUGAAUAGUGUAAUGCGUGAUUGAUUUUUCGUGCCCUGGCUGGAAUUCGCUCGAGAGACGUUUCUAUUUUACAGGGCACGGUUUUCGAUAUCAUUCCAAAAUAGGGGGCGUUUACUCGGCCGGUGGUCAAUUAAUAGUCCAAGAGAAACCCACCAGCAGCAGUGGUCGCAAAAAAAGGACCGGGUUAUUCGGCGAUCCUCGCUAUGUGGUGUCCAAGGGACAACCGGUCCGAGGUCCCGCCCAGCGCAGACAGGCUGAAAUUAGAACCAGAUCUCGAGCCAAUCUAGACUGGAGUCUAGAGGAAUCGACGGAGGAAAAAGAAGAUCUAGUGAAAUUAACGACGAACGAGAAAGCACUGAGUAACAUAUGCAAAGGCACCCUUAAUGGGCCAAUAGUACAGUGGAAAGCACGUCGAAGAGCGCAACUCAUACCAAGAGCAAAAUUACGAGCACCGCUUCCAAAUUAUCAACGACUCCAGCUAUCAUUUUCCAGCGAAAAAACCGAAGACGAUGAACCAACGAGAACGCGAAGCAAAAGCGAAAAAAGAAGGAAGCCAAUAACGCCUAUUUUUCAAAUGGAACCGCAAAUGAUUCGAGUAAAAGAAGGUCUAUCGCCGACUUCGCAUUUACAUUCGGAAAAAAUACGAAUCAGCGGAGACGCGGCCAUAUUCGAAAUAAAACGCGAAAUCCCCGGAGACGGGUCGAAAUUCUCUAGUCGUUACGAGAUCUACAACUCGACAACAAAACCAUUCGGUAAAUCAUACCGCGAGCUGACGUUAAGCUCGUCGACCAGCGGCAGCAGUUGCGAAAGCCAUACGAGCAGUUUGAGUAGCAGCGGUCUAAGCGAGACGACAACCUACAUAACAUGCAGUUCGGAGAUCGAGCCCGUACAAAUGACUGGUUUCCAAUGCAUCGACGAAACGCAAGAAAAACACUUGGUUUCCAUCAUGAACGCAGAAAACUACGACCUUCACGAGGCGACCAAUUACGACAUCGGUUACAACUCGAAGAAGAAUAAGAAGAAACAAUCAUCUUGCGACGAGGCUCCCAUUGAAAAACACUACUCAACUUUUUACAAAACCACUACUGGCAUUUCGACUAAAAUUAACCACGACGACGACGAUGGGGAUGGGGAUGAUGAAAAACCAAUAAUCAAGACAAACACGUGGUCUAGUCGUACCACCCACGAGCCUUUAAAAUCGCCUAAGCUCUUGAAGCAGAUGAUAUCGAAUUUCGAAACAGAACGAAUCUACGAGCCACCCAUCAUAUCCACCAAGAAUACCUACAAAGAGGACGAAUAUACUUACGAACCCGAACUAGAUACCAAUGUCAGCAAAACAGUGACUAGAUGUAGAAGUAUGAUGAACUUAGAACUUAAACAAGAUACCAAAGAUCGCGCUAUAUCGCCUAUAGUUUCCAAAGCCACAUCGGAGCUAGACCUGCAACAAGAGAGUAAACUCGAAGAGAAGAAAAGAAUCACCAAAACUAUCAGCGUCAUGCUGGAAAAACGUCGUAAACUAGACCCAGUCAAACCAACGGUUUCGUCACCUCCAGCCACCAUCCCAAAUCACCACAACGAUAAAUUGAUCAACGAUAACAUAAUCCUGAUCGAGUCAACCAACAAUACCGAUCGUAGUUGUCGCGUUACCGGCGAGAUAUUGAAAAACUCGCCCCAAAGUAACUUCACCGAUUAUCACCGAACAGCUUGUACGCUUCCGAGAGCAGUUAAAUCGCACAGGUCGCAGCUCCAGAGACACUUCUACUACCCGCAAUAUGUCGGUAAAGGUACCAGAGUCAAAGACGAAGAGCUGCCUGAUCCAGAUAAAGUGAAAAGUGCUCGGGAACUAUUCGAACGUGUAUUGAAAAUCGGAUCACUCGAGAACGUCAAUAAACCAACGCCAACGGCUCCUACUUCUCCAAAAAUAAUUUACCGACCGACGCCCGAAAUACGACAACCAGCCGAUAUUCAGGCCCGUCAAAAACUCCAGAAAUGUCUCAGCGUAGAUACUAGUCACCCAGAACAGAUUUGCAAAUGGACCGAUAAUGGUAGCCUUUCUUCGGGAGUUGGUAGCGACAUCAGCGCCGAGACCGAUAUCGAGCUCAGCCCGAAGAGUAGCAAUGGCAUCGAUUGUGGCAGCAAAGAAGAUAUUAUUUUUACCAGUGACGAAGAUCUCUCCACUGCAAAAGAUGAAGAUUUAGGUAAACCCAUCUCAGACGACGUGUUACGUAACAUCCGAGCUUUCGGAACCAGUGUAACGUACUACGGAGGUAAGGUCAUCGCCACCAGCAAAGGAUACAGUCGUAGUCCGAUGACCAUGACUAUAAUGAACGAAAUCAAAAAAUCAUCGCCAGAUUUUCAAGCCACUAGAAAGUUUCUAUUCGAUGAUAAACACUUUGCUAAGUUCAAGCUUAUCAAAAGCAACAGCUGUGGGAGUGGAUUAGAAUUAUCAGGAACUGAAGAAUAUGGCAAAGAGUACGAUAAAACAGUCAACGGUAUUGUCGAUGGCCCCAAAGUAGAUACAAUCAAACGAGAACCAGAACCAAUCAAAGAAGAAGAAGAGGAACAACCUCAGGAGAAACAACCCACGGCCAAAGACAGAAUUAACGCCAUUGAAACCAAAACCGAACAACGCAAACAGUUUUAUAAAAAUAAUAAGAACUACGAGAAGCCUUUCGUUGACAUGGAGUUUGAAGAAUUCCAAGUCAUGGAAGAGAAAAGCUGAACUUAAGUAUCUACUUCGAAUAUUUUCUCCAAAGCCAUCGUCGUAUAAUAAUUCGUGGUAAAAUAAAUUGCUAAGGGUAAGUCAACAUCAGAACAAUGCCAUCCAUCUGAAGAUAUGGCAACCUUCACAACACCAGUGUCAUUGAAUUUCCAUUCUUGUACGUAAUUUUAAAGGAAAAAAUGAACUUGAAUCAAGCAUGAUUUUCUUCAAUUUAGCCAACUUCAUCACCAAAAUUUUUUUUUCAAUAUUCUGAAAACUUUUGGAAUUUUUCAUCAGGAGACCUCGAACACAAUACCUAGGCACAUUAAACACAGGACAAAAGUUACCAAAAAAAUGAAAGGAGGCCAAUGGAUCAUCAUCUACCUUUUUGAUGAUUUCAAUGAGCAGUAAAGUGCAAAAAAAAAGGUUUAGGAAACGUGAAAGUUUACACGAUGAACAUUUGAACAAAGGAUAUCAAAAUUGAAGAACAUGUUCUGUACUCUUCAAUUGGGGAGAGACUCGUUCAUAAAUUUUUCUUAGGAAAAUUUUUUCCUGGUUAUUUUUCUAGAAAUUUUCAUUAUUUUUCAAGAAAAGCAUAAAAUAGGAAUUAAUCACAUUUCGAUUAAAAAAUUGAAAAAAGGAAAACUUUUGGCUGUUUUGGGAAAAAAACAGGGCCAAAGCAAGAUAGGGAGAACUCUUACAAUUAGACGAUCUGACUUUCUAUUUUCUUCUUAUUUUGAGCAAAAUUUAGAGAAAAAAACUUUCAAAACUAAAAAUUGCCAAAAUUGAAAAAAAAACAUCAAAAAUCCGGUAUUUUCAAAUUUCAAUAAUUUUUGAACGAAAUUUUCAUUUCGAAUUUUUAUCAAUAAAUUUGAGUGUUUGACUAUUUUGAUCUACGACUUUCAACUGACUUUCGAAUUUCUUCUCGUUUUGAGCAGAAUUUGGGCGGGGGAGGGCUUUUAAGACGGAUGAAAAUUGACGAAAUUGAAAAAAUGUCCAGAACUAAUUCUUAAAUUUUAAUAGUUUUCAAACGAAAUUUUCGUCUCGAAUUUUCAAAAACAAAUUUAUGUAAUUUUUGACAACUUAAAUCAACGAAUAAUAUCUCGUUUUGAGCAGACAUCAGAAAACAGAGACUAUUAAAACAGAUGAAAGUUGGCCAAAUUGAAAAAAAAAUUCAUGAAUCAAAAACUUGAAUGAUUUUUGAACGAAAUGUUUUACUCGACUUUUCAACACGAAGUUUGAAUUUUUGACUAUUUCGAUCUACGAUUUUCAACUGAUUUUCGAAUUUCUUCUCAUUUCGAGCAAAAUUGAGAAAAUAAAUUUUUUUAGACAGGUGAAAAUUGGAAAAAUUUGAAAAAAAAACCUGAAAUAAUAAUUAUGGAAUUUUAUUAUUUUUUUGCGAAAUUUUGUCUCGACUUUUCAACAAGAAAUUUGCAGUUUCAACUAUUUUGAUCUACGAAUUUCAACUGAUUUUCAAAUAUUUUCUUCUUAUUUUGAGCAAAAUUUAAAAAAAAAUCCUGCAAUAAUACUUGAUACGGAAUUUUAAUAAUUUUUAAAUGAAAUUUUCGUCUCGACUUUUCAACAAUAAGAAAUUUGAAUUUUCGACUAUUUUGAUCAACAACUUAAAACUUUUUCUUAAAAAUAUUGAAAAUUGGUUUCGAAAAAUUGAGUAAAAAUUUUUAAUUUUCAAAGCCUGCGUCCACUACCUACUUAGAAAGCAAUUUGUGAUAGGGGAGGGGGGAUACAAUUUUUUUAAAAAACUUAUUUUAUUCUUUCAGAAUCAUUUUUUAUUCCGAAUUUAAAUUUUGGACAUUUUUUUGGGGGGACAAAAACGGAAUUUUGAGGUAAAAAAUGACUUUUAAAAAACAUACAACCAAGUCAAUAAAAACAACUUCACGAUAAGCUAGCUUUUACCACUGAUAACCCAACUUGUACUUAUUGGCCAUUUGCUAUAUUGAAGAAAUAUUGAAUACACCCCAUAAAAUCUGCAAGAUAAAAAAUCCACUUACACUAGUACCAUUUAGAUUGCCAUAUCACCAAAUGGAAGGUGGUACCUGACGUCGACAUACCCUGUAUUUAUAUAAUACCCAAGUAUACAUUUAUACUACGUACGAUAUUACCCAUUAAUGUCUUUUUUUUUCUAAGAAAAUACUCGUAAAUUCCCACUUUAUGUAAUGCAUGUGUAUUAUCAUUAAAGCACAUUUCUUUUUAAGUCGAUAUACAUAGUACGUGUACCUUGUACAAAUAAAGUUAUUGUUGUAAU
Molecule: messenger RNA, 5019 nt
Organism: Planococcus citri (citrus mealybug)
Lineage: Eukaryota; Metazoa; Arthropoda; Insecta; Hemiptera; Pseudococcidae
Gene: jv
Product: javelin
Exons: 5
Coding region: 630-2777 (715 amino acids)
Source: RefSeq, a predicted model, not a curated record